Messenger RNA from Anopheles bellator, 1264 nucleotides. RefSeq names its product eukaryotic translation initiation factor 2D-like. Lineage: Eukaryota; Metazoa; Arthropoda; Insecta; Diptera; Culicidae. The transcript is spliced from 2 exons. Gene Ontology annotation, biological process: formation of translation preinitiation complex; translational initiation. Gene Ontology annotation, molecular function: translation initiation factor activity. The coding region runs from base 1 to 1170 and encodes 389 amino acids. The record is from RefSeq and is a predicted model, not a curated record.
AUGUUUAUCAAACCGUUCAAGGUAAAGUCGAACAUUCUCGUCACCGGCUCGGAGAAGAAGCGCCUCCGGCAGCGGCUCUCAAAGGCACUGGAAAGUGUCGAUAUUAAACCGAAUGGCGAAGAAAAUGGGUCGGAUAGUGAUAGCAACAGCGAACACCGUGAGGCAAACGGCGCGGUCGAAGAAGAGGAAAAGCCUCCCAGUCCGGACGAUUUGAUUCGCGGCGCCCUGCUAAACGCACUGAAGCUGCACGGGAAAAAAAUAACGCUUCCGCUGCUCACUAGCACCUUUUACCCGCAGUACGUGCAACCGGAGAUUCCGGAGGGUGUUGAGAUGAAGAAAAGCACGUUCAAGAAGGUGGGCACUUUCUUCAAACGGAUGGCAGAAGAGGGACUGCUCAAGAUCGAGGAAGAGAAGAAGGGCAUCGAGAAGGUAACGGCCCUGAAUCUGGACCAUCCGGCCGUUCUUUCGUUUUAUCCUUACAAGGCGGUUGCGAAAGUUUCGGAGCAGGAGUUGGCGGGCGGUCCAGGCACGGGUGGACCUGUUUCGAAUCCUCUCCUGCUGACCAAGAUGACCGAAAUGUAUGCGGUGAACGAUCGAACGAGCAAACUGUUCGGUUGUUUCAAUGUGGCCAACGGGCAAGCGCUGGAGCCGAUGCAGGUGCGAAACUAUUUGCGGGACUAUGUGGGUCGCAACAAGCUAAUCAAUCCGAACACGAAGGUCGUCACGCUGGACGAAACGCUAACGGAAGUGUGCGGUACAGGGUCGGCCGAUAGGCUCGUGGCACUAUCGGAACUGUUCGAUACGGUGCUGAACAGUAUGACGAGCACCUUCGAAAUGAAAAGCCAGAAGGGACCGGUCAUGAAGAGUGGCAAGCGGGCCGUAGUUCACUUGACAACGGCCACGCGCAGUGGCAACAAAAAGGUAACCCUCAUCAGCAAUUUGGACGAUUAUGGGAUAAACGUCGGGGAGUUUGCGAAGGCGGUAAAGCUGGGUGCGGCUGCCAGUACCACUAUGACCGAGGUGCCGGGCACGAAGGGAGAACAGCUUCAGGUUCAAGGCAAUCAUGUGAAAUUUGUGUACGAACUGCUUACCACAACCUACCAAGUGCCGAAAGCAUGCAUUACCGGGUUGGAAUUCGCGAAGGAACAGAAAAAAAAGAAGAAAAAGUAAUCGAUAAUGGCGGCAAUCGUUCCAGUAAGCGUACUACCUACAGAGGGACAAAGCUGGUUAAACAGUGCAGCACGAUUACAAUGUAAAAUAUAAA